CCACGCUCCUGGUAAGUCAGUUCAGCUCCGGAUUCGUGGAACAAGUUCCAAGUUCAUAUCUCAUGGUGUGAUCUAGUGAUGUUUCCGUGAACACGCUGUAUAAAUUUAUACUCCAAUAAACCAUCGCCGAGAUGCAGAUGCUAGCGGCGACUGUGUGUUUGGCGCUGGCGCUCGCGCUGGGCCGCGCGUGCGAGCUGCGGCCGUCCGGCGGCGUGGCGCACAAGUCGCCGGGAGACAACUUCUACCGCCUCAUCGUUAACGGCGAGGUGGAGAGAUACGCCCCUGGCCAGCGCUAUGUCGUGACACUGGUGGGGUCGCGCACCCACGACGUGGUGCAACAGUUCACAAAGUUCCAGCUCACACUAGACCCCCUAGAUCCCGCGACUCCAAGGUCCCCUGGGCGCCAGGGCCAGUUCCAGCUGUUCGCGGACACGCUGUCGCGCUUCGACGAGGAGUGCGUCAACUCCGUGGUGGAGGCCGACGACCUGCCCAAGACCGAGGUGCAGGUCAUGUGGAAGGCCCCGCCUUCGGGUUCUGGAUGCGUUCUCAUCAAAGCGAUGGUGUACGAGAACUCGAACCGCUGGUUUGCAGAGGACGGGCAGCUCACGAAGAGAAUUUGCGAAGAUACAUCUCUCGCGGCUACAGAUUGCUGCGCUUGCGAUGAAGCUAAAUACAAGAUGGUCUUCGAGGGUUUGUGGUCACCGCAGACGCACCCGAAAGACUUCCCGACGCAAGCGCUGUGGCUCACGCACUUCUCUGACGUCAUCGGUGCCACGCACCACAAGAACUUCACCUUCUGGGGCGAGGGCCAGAUCUCUUCCGACGGCUUCAGGUCUUUAGCCGAGUGGGGUUCUGUUGGGCUGAUGGAGCGUGAGCUGCGACAGCAGGGCAAGCAGCUGCGCUCCAUUGUGAAGGCACAGGGGCUUUGGCAUCCGAGGGUCAACUCCAACACCAGCGCUAGCUUCCUGGCCGACAGGAAGCGGAGCUACCUCUCUCUGGCUUCCAUGUUUGGUCCCUCUCCUGACUGGGUGGUGGGAGUGAGCGGUCUGAACCUGUGCCUGAAGGACUGCUCCUGGGAGGAGUCUAAGGUCAUCGACCUGUUCCCGUACGAUGCGGGCACUGAUAAUGGCAUAACUUAUAUGUCCCCGAACGCCGAGACCCGCCCCAAAGAGCGCAUGUACCGCAUCACCCCCAUGUACCCUGAAGACCCUCGCGCGCCCUUCUACAACCCAGGGGGGAGCAUCGCCCCCAUGGCUCGCUUGUACAUCACCCGGGAGAAGCUCAUCCCGCGCGGCUGCGACGAGGAGGUGCUGCAAAACUUGGUCACUGAGGAGGCGGAAGAUACGCAGUCUGCUAAUAAACCGGAGUGCGCGGUAUCGGAAUGGGGUCCGUGGUCGGCGUGCUCCGUGACGUGUGGCAAGGGGCUGCGGAUGAGGACUCGCGAGUACCGCAUGCCACAGAAGGCACAGAUGUUCGCCUGCGACCGCCAGCUCGUGUCUAAGGAGAUGUGCGUGGCCGCGAAACCUGAGUGCGACGGCGACACGGGUACUAUAACCGACGAGCUGGACCUGGUCGCUCCGGUGGAAGAGCUGGGGGGCAUCUGCCAGACUUCGGAGUGGGGGGUAUGGAGCGAGUGCUCGGUCACCUGCGGCAUCGGGUUCGAGACCCGCCGGAGGCACUUCACCAAUCCCAUGGGGCUUAAAAAGUGCCCGCUUGUACAGAUCGAGGAGAACCGCAAGUGCAUGCAGCCAGAAUGCACAGAACGCGACACAGAGAUCUCCGACCCCGCGUGCCCCACCACCGAGUGGUCAGGCUGGUCCCCCUGCUCCGCGUCCUGCGGCCCCGGCGUGUCGUUCCGGACCCGUUUGCUACUCGUGCCGGGGGAGAAACAACGGGAAUGUGCGGCGAGAGUGGAGCUGAUGAAGCAGCGGCGUUGUCAGGAGCGGGAGUCUUGUGCGAUUGACAUGUUGACCGCUAAACGUAUCUGCAUGGAGGCGGCCGAGGCGGGCCCGUGCCGCGGCGUGUACCAGCGCUGGGCCUUCGCCGCGCAGAAGGGCAUGUGCAUCCCCUUCACCUACGGCGGUUGCCGUGGCAACCAGAACAACUUCCUCACGCAGGAGGAGUGCACCAGCACCUGCUCUGUCAUCACUGGGGCGCUCAACCCGCAAGCCAACCAGCUUGCGAACACCGUCAACGCAGACCCAUCCCGCGCCACCAACACUCUUGAAGGAGCCCCAACUUUACUGGGCUCGUGUGAGCUGAGCCCGUGGAGCGAGUGGAGUCGGUGCAGCGUUUCGUGCGGAGUGGGGUACCAGGAGCGCACGAGGACCGUGCUGAGACCAGCGGCUCCAGGCGCUCCGCCGUGCUCCGCCAGGCUGUCGCGCCGUCGCCGCUGCUCCCGCCCGUGCUAGCUGUGCGGGUUCCCACCAAUUCCAGAAUAGGCCUCCGAUAUAGGCCCGUGAUGUUGAAGUUUUAGGGUAUGAAUUACUACUAUGAACAUAUUAAUUACUUAAAGGAAACGGAAUGUAUCCACAUCUUGACAUAAUUUUGACGAAAUAUAUAAAUGUCUAUCUACAUCUGUUACUGAAGGGUACUGUACCUAAAAUAUUGAUUACCGUAAACUCAAAUAUAUCACAAUUCACUCAAGACUUAAAGAGCGAGAGAUUUUUGGCUUUUAUCGGAGUUCGCCACUCUGUCAGCGAUGGUACCCUUUUGAGGAGCCAAGUGAAGUAGUUAAAAAUCUAUUUUUGUACGAAAUAUUUUAUAGUAAAAUCACAUUUUAUGAUGCAUUGACAUGGAAAUUCCUUUAUAAACUCGUUUUUAACUAAACAAAAUUGUCUACCUCUGUCAAAGCAUUUAUUUUUAAGUUUUCAAUAAAAUCUUUUUGUAAUGGGUACACUUAAUAAAUUCUUUGAUACGAA
Molecule: messenger RNA, 2921 nt
Organism: Leguminivora glycinivorella
Lineage: Eukaryota; Metazoa; Arthropoda; Insecta; Lepidoptera; Tortricidae
Gene: fat-spondin
Product: spondin-1
Exons: 16
Coding region: 132-2411 (759 amino acids)
Biological process (GO): cell adhesion
Cellular component (GO): extracellular matrix
Molecular function (GO): serine-type endopeptidase inhibitor activity
Source: RefSeq, a predicted model, not a curated record